AUGUCAAUCAAUGAUAUUAGGCAACUGGUCUGGCAAGGUGCGCUGAACGUGCAAAUAACGGUGAAGCCCACCCUCCUGGCAGUCGACGAAAGUCCCAAAGAUUGUGCAGUAAACCUUAGGAUACCGAGAGACAUCUACUUGACGUGCUACUUACCUGCAAUUAUAAACAGAGUACGAGAUUCUCUGAGGGUGGAUCUAGAUGAUGAGGAACAGCAUAUUUGGCUCGAAUUCGAGAAUGUGCCCUUGUACUGGAACUAUCCAGCAGGAGUGCUUUACGAUUCUAUGAUAGGGUUGAAUCCAUCUGAGAGAGAGGACAAAGAUGCUGAAAAUUCAUUGGAGGUAUGGCGGCUGGAGCUGGCUCAAGGACCAAAAUUACCGCCCGGAGUAAUACCCUUAACGGGGGGACUGCAGCAGAUUCGAAGUUAUUUGAUGCAUCAAUGGAAACAGGCAUGCUUUAUACUCAAUGGGUCCUCAAAGCAGGUAAUGUCUUUGUCAAUGCAAGAAUCCAGCCGGUUUUGGGAAAGUGUUGUUACUAGAGAUCAAGAAAAUUUCAUUUACGUUGCCAACAAAGUUAUUCCAUUCAAGCCUCGUUUUAUUCCAGUAAUAAUCCAUCAAACUCUCCCAGAAGUAAAACUGUUCCAGCCUGUGACGGUUCAUUCAAAGGAUGAUGGCACACGAACAAAACUUAUAGAUUUAAUCCAAGCUCAGUUCCCUAAUUUAUUUCAGAAGGACCAUGUGACUUUAUCAAAAGUAGUGUCGAAUGGUAUUGAGUUACCAUUGACUGAAGAUCUUUACGAUUUGUACAAUCGUUUGUUCAGUCUUGAUGGGUUUUUGCAUUUGUCCAUAUGCCUGAUAACAGACAGCGAGUAUGCAGAAGAAGCCUCGAAGUAA
Messenger RNA from Torulaspora delbrueckii, 891 nucleotides. It is a transcript of the gene ATG5, whose product is annotated as Atg5p. Bases 1 to 891 code for a protein of 296 amino acids. The record is from RefSeq and is a predicted model, not a curated record. Lineage: Eukaryota; Fungi; Ascomycota; Saccharomycetes; Saccharomycetales; Saccharomycetaceae. Gene Ontology annotation, biological process: cellular response to nitrogen starvation; autophagy of mitochondrion; autophagosome assembly. Gene Ontology annotation, cellular component: cytoplasm; Atg12-Atg5-Atg16 complex; phagophore assembly site membrane. The transcript has a single exon.